CGCACUCGGCCCCGGACGCGGGUACACUCUCAGGACUGCGGGGACCUAGGACUGGCCACGCCCGUUUCACCCCCAGAUCCUCCAAGCGGCGGCUGCGGCGGCGGCGGCUGUUGCCAAGGGAGGGGACGCGCGGGGAAGCGCGACCCAAGCGGUGGACAGCACCGAGCGCGACCGGCCGAGGGGCGCCCCCUCCCCGAGAUCCUCCCCCGCACCGCGUCUCGGUCGUGCCCGUCGCCCUUUAAAGGAGCCGCGAGUGCCGUCCCCACCCCCGGAAGGUGCCCGGAGGAGCCGACGCGAACCGGAGCGCCGCUCGGAUUUGGAUUCCGGAUUCGCCCCCCACCGCCGGGACGGUCUCGAAGCGGACGCGCGCUGCCCACUGCCCCCCAGCGCGCCGCGGACCCGGGCUCUGGGCAGCCCCCGCCCCUGCCCCGGGGCUCGGCGAGGAUUGGCGGCGCCCCGCGGACCCCAAGCCCCAGCGCGCGCGGGGGAUGGAGCCGCAGCCCGGCGGCGCCCGGAGCUGCCGGCGCGGGGCCCCCGGCGGCGCCUGCGAUCUGGGCCCGGCGGCCGAGGCGGCGCCCCUGAGCCUGGCCAUCCACAGCACGACCGGCACCCGCUAUGAUCUGUCGGUGCCGCCCGACGAGACGGUGGAAGGACUGCGUAGGCGGCUGUCCCAACGCCUCAAAGUGCCGAAGGAACGCUUGGCGCUGCUCCACAAAGACACCCGGCUCAGUUCGGGGAAGCUGCAGGAGCUCGGCGUGGGUGAUGGCAGCAAGCUGACCUUGGUCCCCACUGUGGAAGCCGGCCUGAUGUCUCAGGCCUCACGGCCGGAGCAGUCUGUGAUGCAAGCCCUAGAGAGUUUGACCGAGACUCAGCCCCCAGCGGCGCCCGGGCCGGGCCGGGCUGGCGGAGGAGGCUUCCGGAAAUACAGAUUCAUUUUAUUUAAGCGUCCGUGGCACCGACAGGGACCCCAGAGCCCAGAGAGGGGCGGCGAGAGGCCCCAGGUCAGUGACUUCCUGUCAGGCCGCUCACCAUUGACACUGGCACUUCGAGUGGGUGACCACAUGAUGUUCGUCCAGCUGCAGCUAGCUGCCCAGCACGCCCCGCUGCAACACCGCCACGUGCUGGCCGCUGCAGCCGCUGCGGCUGCUGCUGCCCGAGGGGACCCCAGCAUCACCACCCCCGUGGCCUCUCCAUGCCGGCCAGUAUCCAGUGCUGCCCGCGUCCCUCCAGUGCCCAGCAGCCCAUCCCCCUCGUCCCCCUCCCCUGUCACAGCCGGCUCCUUCCGAUCCCACACAGCCUCCCCCACCUGCCCCGAGCAGAUGGACUGUUCCCCACCUGCCAGCAGCAGUGUCAGCCCUGGUGCCAACGCCACGUCCACCCCGGGGGGCAGCCCAACCCCCCGCUCCCGAAAACCCGGUGCCGUCAUCGAGAGCUUUGUGAACCACGCCCCAGGGGUCUUCUCAGGGACCUUCUCUGGCACGCUGCACCCCAACUGCCAGGACAGCAGCGGGCGGCCGCGGCGGGACAUCGGCACAAUCCUGCAGAUCCUCAAUGACCUCCUGAGCGCCACGAGGCACUACCAGGGCAUGCCCCCCUCGCUGACCCAACUCCGCUGCCACGCCCAGUGCGCAGCGGCCCCUGACCUCGCCCCCAAAACUACCUCCUGUGAGAAGCUGGCGGCGCCCCCAGCCUCCCUGCUCCAGGGCCAGAGCCAGAUCCGCAUGUGCAAGCCCCCGGGGGACCGGCUCCGGCAGACGGAAAACCGCGCCACGCGCUGCAAGGUGGAACGUCUGCAGCUGCUGCUGCAGCAGAAAAGGCUCCGCAGAAAGGCCCGGCGAGACGCCCGGGGCCCGUACCACUGGCCACCCAGCCGCAAGGCCGGCCGCAGCGACAGCAGCAGCAGCGGGGGCGGCAGCAGCUCCACCGAGGCUGCCGGCCUGGGCCUGGACUUCGAGGACUCCGUUUGGAAGCCAGAAGUCAACCCCGACAUCAAGUCUGAGUUCGUGGUGGCCUAGGAUCGGUUACCCUCGCCCCUCAAACCCCCCAGCCCAGGGCGGUGGGGAUGCCAAGAGCCCCAAGCCCUGCCAAGAACACGGCCCAGCUCUGGAGGGCAGGUGGCCACUCCCCCCACCAGCCAGAAGCCUUUCUUUGUUUUCUUUUUAAAUUCUUAACCAUGGUUUUCCGAACUCCCCAUGGACUUGGCUUCCUACCUCCUUGUCCCACCCCCGACGCCCCUCCUCCCCUCGCGUCACCCCAGCUCCUGGGCGCCUCCUCAGCUCCCCCUGGCCUGCGUGCCGGGUCCUCCCGCCCACCUUCUCCAGCUCCAAAUAUGUAGCAGUCUCUCCAGAUGGCUGAGAGCAGGAGACUGAGGAGACCGCCCCCACCCCUUUCCGCUCUGCUCCCCCCACACCCGAUUCAGGUUUUAAGUCAAAAAUGUAGAUGCCUCAUGAAGCACUUUACAGACAGGGGAGGGGGCCCGGGAGAGGAGGACCCAUCCCACCCCCCACUGCAGACUUCUGGCCUCCACCCCAGGCCAGCAGGACCCCCUGGGCUGCAACAGCAGACUUGCCCUGCGGCCCUACUGGGUCCCCGAAGCCAAGUAGGGGACUGUUUUCUCUUCCACUUCUAGUCUGUUUUUUCUUCUGGGCCUCUUUGUCCAUUUUC
Molecule: messenger RNA, 2664 nt
Organism: Propithecus coquereli (Coquerel's sifaka)
Lineage: Eukaryota; Metazoa; Chordata; Mammalia; Primates; Indriidae
Gene: MIDN
Product: midnolin
Exons: 9
Coding region: 489-2015 (508 amino acids)
Cellular component (GO): nucleus
Molecular function (GO): protein binding
Source: RefSeq, a predicted model, not a curated record